AUGAAAGAGCUCUCUCCAAAACAACAGAAAAGUCUGGAAGAUGACGGUCCACCCGAUUCUACAGCUGACGGUGAAAACCACUUUGCAAAGGCAGAACCCAAGGAGAGAGCCUCAAAGAGACUUUGUGUGAAACUAAUCAAACUUUUGCUCUCCCCCUGUGUUGCUUUGCUCCUCAUGGCUCUCAUCAUGGGGGUGCUCUCUGAUAUCGAUGGACAAUCCAUACAGUUACAGAAGGAACUUGAUGAUGCACGGGAAGAAUUUAGGACACUUUUGAAGGAACUGGAGGAGGCCAAGAGGAAACUGGAAAACUUACUGAAAGAUCGCACAUCUCUGUCUGACGAAAAUACAGAACUGCAGAAGCAACUUGAUCAGAUGAAGUUAAACUGGAAGGAUCUUCAUACUGAAUAUACUAAUCUCUUCAGACAAAAGACUGACUUCCAGAUUGAGCUUCUCUUGACCAAGAACAAAUGUGAAGAAUUAAUGAGUGACCACAUCUCUCUGUCUGGAGAAAAGAAAGUCCUGCAGAAUCAACUCGAUCAGAUUCGAAUGGACUGGGAGGACUUGAAGAGUGAAUACACAUCUGUCUCUCACGAAAAGACAAACAUCCAGGUUGAGCUCCAUCAGGCUGAGAAGGAGCUGGAAGACUUGAAGAGUAAACAUGAAACUCUCUCUGAAGAAAAGACAGAACUUGAGCAUCAGUUAAAUCUAACCCAGUCAAACUGGGAGGAUGUACAAAACCUAUACUCGGCUCUCCAGAAAGAGAAGUCCAAAAUCCAGACAGAACUUCACGUUCUACAGGUUGAAAAGAACAAAAGCUGUGCAGAUGGCUGGGAGUACUUCAGUGGGAAGUGCUACUUCUUCUCCUAUGAUUGGCUGAACUGGACUCAGAGCAGGGAUGCAUGUGUGUCUUUGGGAGGACACCUGGUCAUCAUAGAGACCGAGGAGGAACAGGUGUUCUUGAGUAAGGCUGGUGGAGGUUACUGGAUUGGCCUGAGUUACUCUUUAAAAGAGGGUGAUUGGCGCUGGAUGGACAACACAGCCCUCAGAACCCCAAAAUUCUGGGAAGAGAGUCAGCCAGAGGAUGAUGAAGAUUCUGAUGACAAAUUGAAUGAGGAAGAGGACUGUGUUAUCAUGACGUGGACCAAUAAAAACUGGGAUGAUGUCUUGUGUAAAGAACAGUAUAAAAGAGUCUGUGAAAGCAAAGCAGCAGACUGAUUGUAUGAGCAGAUCACUCAGUGACUAUGGACGAUAGGAAUGUGUAUUACACAGAAUUAUGGGUCAUCGUGAAUGUUAAAGGGCAGAGGGCAGAGAGCAACAUAAGUUGGGGUUUUGAUGCAUUCUGGUGUUAUCCACUGUCAUUCUAUUUAUCCACUGUCACUUGUACAAAAAGUAAUUCAUUUCCUACCUCUGGUAACCUGUACAUCAUUUUUAUAUGUUCAAGCUUUUGUAAAUAAUACUGAAGAGUUCUCACCAAAGUAAACUGAUUUCACUCAUCACAAAAAAGACAUUGAGUGCUCAAAUA
Molecule: messenger RNA, 1522 nt
Organism: Alosa sapidissima (American shad)
Lineage: Eukaryota; Metazoa; Chordata; Actinopteri; Clupeiformes; Clupeidae
Product: C-type lectin domain family 4 member F-like
Exons: 13
Coding region: 1-1215 (404 amino acids)
Source: RefSeq, a predicted model, not a curated record